This is a messenger RNA of Metarhizium album ARSEF 1941, 225 nucleotides long. RefSeq names its product conidiation-specific protein 10. Bases 1 to 225 code for a protein of 74 amino acids. The transcript has 3 exons. The record is from RefSeq and is a predicted model, not a curated record. NCBI's taxonomy places the organism in Eukaryota, Fungi, Ascomycota, Sordariomycetes, Hypocreales, Clavicipitaceae.
AUGCCUAGAAACGAGAACCCCGGAAACUUUGCCAAUCGCCCUACGGAAGAAGUUCAAGAGAUUGCGUCAAAGGGAGGACAGUCAAGUCAUUCAGGUGGCUUUGCCGGUAUGGAUGCUGACAAGCAGAGAGACAUAGCCUCCCAGGGAGGUCAGGCAUCAUCUGGCUCGUUUGAACCUGGAAGCAAGAAGGCCCAGGAGGCUGGUAGGAAGGGUGGUUCGAAGUAG